AUGCGCAGAGGUGAUUGCACACUGGAUGGUCAGCAAGAAGACGACAUGGGGGAUACAACGACGACGGUGCUGCUCACCAGUGUACUGGGGACGUUCAGGUUUUUCGUUGUCCUAGGCGUCGGAUACAUCGUGUCGGUCAGGCCGCAACGAGAACCCCUCAUGCCGAAAGAGGUCGGCCGACACUUCAGCAGGGUGGCCAUGGAUCUCUUCUUGCCCUGUCUCAUGCUGGCCGGCAUGGGGGCCAACUUAAACCCGGGAGCGCUGCGAGACUCUUGGCACUUGGUGGUGAGCAGCACCUUGUCGAUCGGCCUUUCGAACGGCGUCGCCUGGGCGUUCGGGUGGCUGCUGAUGCGGCGGGACGCGCGGGCGAAGUUUCGGCCGGUGCAGCUGGCGAUCGCGUUCCCUAACGCGCUCGUAGUCCCGCUGGUGCUGUUCGAUGCGCUCUGUGAGCAGGACUUAAUCAACAGCGAUUUCGACGGCGACAACAACGAAUGCUUCGACCAAGCGACCGGCAUGAUCUUCAUCUUCCUCGCCGUCUGGCAGGUUUGGUUCUACGCGUGGGGCGUCUACUGCUUCCAGAACGACAACGCCCUCGAGCUAGCCCUAACUAGCCAGCCAGCAGCGGCACCAUUGCCAACAACAGUAAGAGAAACAGCAAUUUCGUCGGGGGGCACGGGCCCGCCACAUGCACCAGACCCCCCCCGCUGCCAGAGCGGCCACGGCAACGGCAGCAUCACGAAAGUCAGCAGCAGUACUAGUCCUCCAUCGAGCGUCACGCUUAGAAAUUCCUCCCCCAAGCACACGCUCCAUCUGAUACCUGCUGAGGCAGCGAAGGUUGAUGGCGACAGGGCUUCAGAGUGGGCGGAGGGGGGGGCGGUGGGAGGCGACAGCGGAGCCGUAGACCCCCAAGCGGGCGCAGCAGCAGCAGGCGAUGAAACGGGGGUUGUCGGAGCGGCCACCGAAUCGGGAACAGGAGCAACGGGAACGGGUGCCAAGAGCCAUGGCUCUCCAGUCGGUUCGCUGCACAGUCGCGAGGUGGGGGUGGAAUCAACACCCCUUGGAAGAGACCAACCUACUCUCAUGGAGCAGACUGGACGUGGUGGUUGCGGAGACGCAGACGCCAGCGAGGUUGCCUCGAUGCCACGGAGGCGAAAGGAGAACAAAGCAGUGGCAGACCUCCUGGUUAUAGAGGAGGGCAAUGUCAUUGACGGCGGCGGCGCUCGCGGCAGCGGCACCGGCGACGUUAACGGCGGUCGUGGUAGUGACAGUGAAGGGCCGUGGGAAGAGGCGAAGCACCGGGCGUGGGCUUUGUUGGUUUCGCCUGUGAUCGUGGCAGUCGUAGCAGGCAUCGUGAUAUGCACGAUCGAACCCCUCCAGGACAUGCUGUUCCACAACCCGCAGGCGCUUCUGCGCCCUCUGGGAGGAGCAAUCCAGGCGGUGGGUGUGCCUACGGUGACGGUUUCAUCGUUGGUGAUGGCCGGUUCUCUGGUGGCGGUUUCGGCGGUUGCCGACGAAGCGGCACCACCUGCGGGGGGGAACGAGGUCGCCGUGCCGAUUUGGCGUCGACCCCGAUUCGUCACGGGGUUCUUGCUUGUCUUCCUCCGCCUUGUCGCUAUUCCUGCUGCGUUCUUCGGCAUUUUCUGGGUGGCGAAGACGUACAGCUCGGUGAUGGGCGAGAACCGGUUGAUGCACCUCAUCCUGUUGGUGGAGUUCGCCAUGCCCACAGCGACGAUCAUGAUCCCCCUCCUUCACCAAAUUCGGUUGCCGAGGACGGCGGGCUUCAUCUCACGACUACUUGUGUGGCAGUACGCAGCUUCGAGCAUAACCGUGAGCUUCUGGACCGCCCUCGCCAUAACGAUGCUGUAUUAAGGAGCUACGGACAGCGCAUGCCGACGUUUUUGGGCGGAUAUUCUCUACUUACUUACUCCCCACGUGUUUCGGGGUACCACGAAGGGACGGUGAUAGAGGGCCGAGGCGUUGUCUCCUUGCUCACUUUGACAGACCUUGGUUGGAAAAGCUGUCCUCGUGUGGCAGGCGGGGGGUGGGGGGGGCGCUCGAACCCCCGAGUCAAUAACAUGAUCCAGCACCGACCACGAAACGCAUUUUGUGUUUAGACUUGACCCGCAACCAUUUUUGAUCUUGCUUGGUGUGCUCGCGUUGAUGUCCGUGGCUGGGGGGAAAGAAGGCCAGGCGCGAGGAGGAGGAGGAGGGAAAGUUGUUGAUUGCUCCCUCCUGGUCAUGCGUGCGAACUGCUCUGUGCUCGUUUUGGUUGCUACGGGUACCACGGCCACUCUUGUUAUUUAAGUGUAUCGUCAUACCGGUUUCUUGCGCCUUCCAGUGUAGGAUUUGGACGCAACAGCGUGUCCCGCACAGGAGGAAGAGCCCUGCAGUUUUUUUUUUUUUUCUCCGGUCUCCUUCUGCGGUGCUUGCCUUCAUUACCUUUAUUUUGACGGCGAGAAGAAGUCAGCCACCCCAUUCCCUCGUCGAAGGGCGUUAGGUCGAAUCUUGUGCAU
This is a messenger RNA of Ectocarpus sp. CCAP 1310/34, 2513 nucleotides long. Lineage: Eukaryota; Phaeophyceae; Ectocarpales; Ectocarpaceae. The record is from the annotation of a GenBank genome assembly.